This is a messenger RNA of Petromyzon marinus (sea lamprey), 2331 nucleotides long. RefSeq names its product RUN domain containing 3B (gene RUNDC3B). NCBI's taxonomy places the organism in Eukaryota, Metazoa, Chordata, Hyperoartia, Petromyzontiformes, Petromyzontidae. The record is from RefSeq and is a predicted model, not a curated record.
CGUGAUAUCAGUGCGGGCCUCUUGCCUAACGAUUCUCGGCCACCGCCGAUUCAGCCCAGGUCGCGUCACCCAAUUGAACAUUUCCGCUGCCGAUCGCCGUUCUGAACGCCGCGGUUUGCGCGAUCACCGUCGAUUCCGGCAAUCAGUGUUUGACUCGCGGCGAAUAAAGUGCUGGGCCGUGCGGGUCUUUAGCCUGUACACGCGAGCGAUAUCGUCGAUUACGUUCCCGUGGAGACGAUCAGUGAAAGGGACGCCAAGCCCUCAACGCGCCGCGCUCUGCCAUGGCCUCGGGGUCGCGGCCGCGCGGGGCCCGGGCACCGAGCGGCACGGGGACCCGGGGCCGUGGGGCGGGGGCGGUGCGGGGCCGCAACCUCCUCGCCGUGCUCGGGUUUACUGUGAAAACUCUGCUCGAGAGAUCGAAUUUUGAACCAGUAGACGAGAGCGUUGAAGAGUUUAUCAAUUUUGCAGCUGCACUGGAACAGUCACUUAAUCACAACUUGAGAGGUCACGUGACGUGGUUCGGCGUUGAGAACACGAGACAUUUUUGGGAUUACAUACGAGAAGCGUGCUGGCGUGUCCCAAACAACUGCAUCAGCAGCGUGCAGAACAUGGAGCAGCUCGCACUGUCAGCUGCCAAGGGGCGAGCGUGGAUCCGGGUGGCCCUCAUGGAAAAGCGUCUCUCCGAGUACGUGUCGGCGGCGCUGAGGGAGGUGCACAUGACAAGGAAGUUCUAUCGGGAAGGGGCAUUUCUGCUUGGGGAGGAGGGGGUCGUGCUGGCAGGGAUGCUUCUCGGCCUCAACUCGAUUGAUUUUAGCUUUUGUUUGAAAGGUGAUGCAAUGAAAAUUAGUAAGCCAGCCUCGAUCGACUACACCCCUUACUUGAGCUUUAAACAAAGCGUCUGCAGUGAUGAGGACCUGACGACAUUGGGAAGUGGCAGUGGAAGCACGUCUCUUGAAAAUGACAUUUUCUCUGACGUCUGUAAAGAGGAGAAAGCCUGGUGUAUGAAGUAUCAAAAAAUGGAAAAAAAAAUCAAUGUUAUUUGUGAGCAAAAGGCAUACCUGGAGGAGCUUGUGCAUCUGCGAGAGGCCCAGAUAGAAGAUAUUUCCACUCGACACCAAAAUAACCUAUUUCUCAUGGAGGAAAUGAGCUUAACGACUCGUGUGGAGGAGCAGCAGCUGCAGGUCAUCACGUGGGAGCUCAAGCAACAGCUGGCCAAAGUGAAGCUCCAGGAUCAGUGUUCGAGACAAGAUCUCACCAACUUCUUUACAUCUCAGUGCUUUUCCCCCCCCUCCUGGACUGUGGAAAAUGUGGCGAUGAACACCAUGAUUUGUCAAAGAGAGCAUACAAGAAGUCUUCUGAGUCUGGAGAAUCUCUCAGGAGAUAGUAGCCCCUUCUCUCUUCACGGGGACACCUCCCACUCACAACUGGAUUCCGAAGCAAAUUCUGCUGCUAACUGGAAGCAAAUGGAUGAAACUCCCUCUUUGCUGGGAUUGUGCGGAUCACUGUCAUCGCUUACAAGCUACAAGUCUCUGACGAGCCUGAAGUCAGCAGAUGACCCUGCCAGCCCUGCACAAGAAGGCCUUUUAUAAACAGAUUGUAUUCUAAAUCGUGCAUUUGCAAUGCCACAAUCGCUUGUUGCUGUUAUUUUCAAUGCGUCACUUUUUAAAUAAACAUAUGAUACUGAAGUUGUUGGAUUAAGACAACGGUUAAAAGUCUGCUUUUCUAUGUUCAAGGUUUAUGGUAAAAAACAAAAUGCAUGGCAGUAAUAUUCACAUUAAAAAUAAUAACAUAUGUAAACGUACAAAUAAGCACGCGAUCAUGUUUGGUAAUUUACUGCCAUAUAAUCAAGUCAGAAUAUCAGGAAAGGUGGAGGCUGCUGCCAGAACAUUCCGAUUCGUUAUGAGGCCUAAAGAAUGGACUCACAAUAGGGUUGCGAGUACAAAUCUUUUUUGCGGGUGACUCCGUCCAUCAUUCUUCCCGUGUCGAUACAAUUCCUACUACUCUGUGGGAAAGCCAACAGUGGUUAUCUUAUGGAGAGACUCUCCACUGCCAUAUGAAUGUGGAUUUUUUUCACCACUUGCUCAGGGCUGUAAAGCGGAGAAGAGCACCAUCUCAAAGCUUAUUUGAGUAGGAAAUCACUUUGACUUUAUGACUUAGAAUUGGUGUCUAUUUAAAGUGAACUAUCAUACAUCACAACGUGUAAAGCAAGACUGCAUAUGAACAAUUUUAGUAUGUGGUAGUAGCUGCUUCUUUUGCUUCAUUAUCCAAUGCUGUAUAUUUACUUGGAUGUAACUCUUCCAAAACAAUAAAAAAAAUACUGGCUGCCGAAAA